AUGGUGGAGAUCAUCAUGCACCCGGUGGCCAUGGCGCUCUACGUCGGCGCCGACCCCUACAAGCCGAUUGUCGACAAGGUGCAGGCCGGUGUUGAACUCGUUUGCUGUACGUCAUUCGUAGGCGUCUCGACACCCCCGCCCGGUGUCGGGACGCCUCGCCCGCGAGACUUCCGACGACGACGGAUACUCGUCGAUAGGUGAGUGCGAAACGUUUUUUUUCCGUCCGCAGAUUCGCGCGGGAUUUUUCCGCGACUUCCCGCUGAGCCAUCGCGCCCAGCACGGCAACUACUUAAAGUACGUGCGCGAGCACGGCGUCUCCUCCGGCCUCUACUACGCGAUGGUCCACAAGGCCUACGGCCACCGGCUCCACCCCAAGACGCUCGAGAAGCUCGUCAACUUCAAGUGGAUGCAGACGGACCACCUCAACUCCAAGCUCUGCGACGACCCCGCCAACUUCUUCUUACUCUUCGCGCCCGUGAACAAUUUCUUCUCGUUCGAGAAGUUGUUCCACUACAAGAAGGAGUGGUCCGGCGACGCCUACCGCGCCGUCGUCCGCUUCGAGCACGCGGCGGUCGAGUUGCAGUACCCGUCGCGGUUCGCCUAGGUCGCUCCACUUAACAGUAUUCAUUGACACAUAAUAAUCUCCUUCGCGAUGCCAAGACAGGCUUUGAAAGCGAAGGGCAGAGGAAG
Messenger RNA from Pelagomonas calceolata, 690 nucleotides. Lineage: Eukaryota; Pelagophyceae; Pelagomonadales; Pelagomonadaceae. The record is from the annotation of a GenBank genome assembly.